AGCGUUAGCAUUGCUUAAGUGUUUCGUCCAUUUUGUUUAGCUUAGCUAGCCUGGCUAACAUUAUCUGAGAUACUGUGCAGCAGAGAUGGAUGACGGUGACGAGCCGGGUCUAGUCCUCUCUCACAACACUUCUUCGGGCUCUAAGUCGGGCGGGGACAAGAUGUUUUCCCUAAAGAAGUGGAACGCUGUAGCUAUGUGGAGCUGGGACGUUGAAUGUGAUACUUGUGCCAUUUGUCGGGUGCAAGUGAUGGACGCUUGUCUCCGAUGCCAGGCGGAAAACAAACAGGAGGACUGUGUUGUUGUAUGGGGAGAAUGCAACCACUCCUUCCAUAACUGCUGCAUGUCCCUUUGGGUGAAGCAGAACAAUCGCUGUCCCCUCUGCCAGCAGGACUGGGUGGUUCAAAGAAUCGGCAAAUAAGGUCCAACUCCAGGCGACGUAAUUCUCAGACGACUCUUCUAUGCACCCAAAAGGGGUGACAGACUUGACAUUGAUCAGUGCUAUGUCCUGUGCACAGCCACAUUGACAACUGCCCUCUCCUUAGGAUCGCAUGUUCCAGCUGCCCUGGUGUCAAAGAAGUAUAGUGGACAAAAUUAAAGCAACAUAGGCCUGUUGGUCAUCGAUUCAUGUGAUGGGGCUGGAGGGAUCUAGAGUCGAUAAGAUACGAAUGAACCUUGCUGCAGUGUUUGGUCAGUUGUUGUAGCUUAACAUCAUUAUUGUUUGUGGUGGUGUUCAGCACAUCUUUAAUAUGUGACUGUCUUUUUAAAAAUAAAGAGUUGUGUAUAGCUGUA
This is a messenger RNA of Scatophagus argus, 789 nucleotides long. It is a transcript of the gene rnf7, whose product is annotated as ring finger protein 7. Gene Ontology annotation, biological process: ubiquitin-dependent protein catabolic process; protein ubiquitination. The record is from RefSeq and is a predicted model, not a curated record. Gene Ontology annotation, cellular component: Cul5-RING ubiquitin ligase complex; nucleus. Gene Ontology annotation, molecular function: zinc ion binding; cullin family protein binding; ubiquitin protein ligase activity. The transcript has 3 exons. NCBI's taxonomy places the organism in Eukaryota, Metazoa, Chordata, Actinopteri, Scatophagidae. Bases 86 to 418 code for a protein of 110 amino acids.